Messenger RNA from Cladophialophora immunda, 1836 nucleotides. RefSeq lists its product as uncharacterized. The transcript is spliced from 5 exons. NCBI's taxonomy places the organism in Eukaryota, Fungi, Ascomycota, Eurotiomycetes, Chaetothyriales, Herpotrichiellaceae. The record is from RefSeq and is a predicted model, not a curated record. The coding region runs from base 1 to 1836 and encodes 611 amino acids.
AUGCGGAAAACUUCGGAUAUCCUCAGUGCAGAAGAUCAGCUUAGGGCAUUCUUCAUGGAGAACAUAGAGAUCUCUGAGACAUGCACGAGACUUCUUGAUGGCAUUGGUAGAUCGAGAUUCAUCAAUAAUCUCAGGCGUCUCCUCAAAAGAUACUACAAAGGCCAACUUCAAUUCGCACAAUUGCCACUAGAGAAGGCAUGCCUUAGCCUUCUCAAAAGGCGGGACACGCGAAUCCGAAUUGCAAUGUCGGUGGCAGACAAAUUACGACCACGAUCGGAUCAAAUACAGCUAGAAGUCGAAGACGACCUGAAGAAGGCUCAAGGAAUGCGGCCGAAUGUUGAGGAGUGGCUUCGCGGUCACCCUGCUUUCAGCCUCGACCAGAAAGAUCCACCGCCACCUAUCCAGAAUAGUGACUCAGACCAAUCUACUGAGAGCGAUGCCAGGUCGGGAGAGAUCACGGUAGAUCUAAAGGACCAGCUGAAACACAUAACUCGGGCCAGGAAAUUUAUGACAGAAGGCUUCGCAUUUCGUAAAUUCUUACUUGAUAUCGAAAUGAUGCUGUUACCAAAAAGCCUGAUCGGUACAGUGCGGACCAUUCUCUUCAUACCGAAUGACAGCAUACUUUGCGGCACUGAGGUUAGAUGCACCUAUUUUGACAGGUGCAAAAUCAAAGUUGAGCAGGUUACCCAUACAAGAUGGAAUUGGUGGCCGCUAGCUCCCGCGGCGUAUCCACUCGAAGAAGGGCAAUCUCGAAUUCGUUGGCAAGUGUUAUUGUUCGACAUCUGUCUGGGUAGAUGUUCCGACUCGCGAACUAGCUCGUUUCAACAGAAUUCUUACAAUCAAAGGACUAUUUGUCUAUGGGCACAACAUCUGCGGAGAACUUACUGGGGGAAAGAGGGAGAGCGACGAAAAGGCGCUUUCACUGAAAGCACACAAGGAAACGGCACAUGGUCAAGCCGAUACUACUGUCGGUCAACAGAUAUCCACGAGCGAAGCAUCGACGGCAUCUCAAUCGUCGUCAUCUACCACCUCAGCAGUGUGUUCUCCCGCUCCCACUCACAAAGUUCUGGAGUAAGCACCAUCGCUUCAUCAAGCCCAUCGGAAUCAUAUUCACUACCCGUUCCCCUUACGGAGUCAUAUGUCGUCCUCGGUAUUCAGCGCGAAAAGGUACUGAUUGAAUGUAUCGAUACCAAGGCAUACAGCGACGAUCCUCAGUUCUUCCGUGAAUUGAGAUGGCGCAACGCUUUUAGACGAGGUCCUGUUCGUCACUACCUAUCUAUCUGGCAAUUAGAUCACUGCCAUUUCGUGAAAUUCCGAAAGUACUCCUCAGAUGUCGUUAGCGCUGUGGCAAAAGAGCUUCCAACAAAGAGCGAUUAUCAGUACGACCCUCGACCUCCUGGAGCUACACCUGACGAUCAGAUCCAUUAUCACGUAUGGUUUAUGUUAGUAAACACGCCCUGCAGUGAAGCCUUUCUCCACCGCAAGCUGGGGAUGUGCCCUAAAUCCUGGCUUUGGAAUCAUCGCUGCGUGAAUCAUUUGAUGGAUAAGCAGCAACGAAUGCUCUCACGGAUUCCCAAGAAGAAUUCAUCAUGGAUGACGGGCACUCAAGAUGUCGAAGACGCAUGGGGCAUAUAUACUCAGCAUGUCCCCCAGUUCGGUUGCGAGGAUCCAGAGCCCAUAUUUCACCUAAUGCGCUUCUUCUAUAAGAAGAAGAAGAAGAAGAAGAAGAAGAAGAAGAAGAAGAAGAAGAAGAAGAAGAAGAAGAAGAAGAAGAAGAAGAAGAAGAAGACGACACUAGGAGUGGAUCGACACCGAUAUGGGUUCUACAUAAGGUGA